Messenger RNA from Paramecium tetraurelia, 7017 nucleotides. RefSeq lists its product as uncharacterized. Gene Ontology annotation, molecular function: mechanosensitive monoatomic ion channel activity; monoatomic cation channel activity. The transcript is spliced from 10 exons. Gene Ontology annotation, biological process: detection of mechanical stimulus; cellular response to mechanical stimulus; regulation of membrane potential. Gene Ontology annotation, cellular component: membrane. The record is from RefSeq and is a predicted model, not a curated record. NCBI's taxonomy places the organism in Eukaryota, Ciliophora, Oligohymenophorea, Peniculida, Parameciidae.
AUGAAACCGACCCUAGCAGCCUACCCGUUGAAUUUCUUCGCCUUCAUGUUGAUCUAUGAAAUCAGUAUCCAGGAGCCUUUCUUUUUCAAAACUUUGAAACAAAGCUUUAAACAUAAGAUACUGUGCAAACUCUAGAUUGUGAUACAAUACACUCUGAUAAUAAUAUUGGCGUUAGAAUACUCCGGAUUGCCCCAAUAUGGGUUAAACAGUUUUUAAGCCUUGCUCUCAGGACUGAAGACUUCGUAUGAUGGUCCCUACCUCCUCAUCUUGGCAAUAGCCUAUUUUUUAAAUAUCAUAAUAGAUGUGUUAUACAAUGUGAGACAAUUGAGAGGUCAAGUAAGUGCGGCUAGUGAUUUAUCAAAUGACUUUGAUUUGGAUCUAAUCAGUUAUUUGGCUUAGAAGGAGAGGUAGGAACGUAGAUAGACGGUGGUUGCAUUGAUAAUCCAGACUUAGGAUAAUGCGAUACAAGAUCAGAAUGAGUAACCGCAGAUUAACCAGGGUGAAGUGAAUGGGGAAGUUCAGAGAAAUUAUAUUGAAUAAGAGUAGGAAGUGAUUGAGGAUAAUGUAGAAGGGUAGGACAAGCAAAAGAAGAAUCAUCAAUUUGUUAUCAUUAGGAUUCUUAUUGCAAUUUAAUAACUAUAUUGUGUAUUCAUCAUAAUGAGAUUUCCCUACUUGGGAUUCACAUUAUCAAUUUUAUGGAUUUUCUAGAGUUCAAUCACUAGGAAUCCAGAACAGAUUAUUUAGUUCUUAUUUUUAGUUUAUUACCCAACAGCUUAUUAUCAAAUUAGGGAAUGUGAAAAACUUGAUGUAUUUGAUUAAUGUUUAGUUUGGACUUAAUUAUUUAUUUGCUUCGGAACCUAUAAAUUUUACUUGAAUAAUAAGGAGCAAAUUCAGUCUGCACUCAAUUCAAAGUAAUCCUUAUUCCAGACUUAUUUUAAUUAAGAAUAGGAAGAGGAGGCAUUUCAAUUAGCAUAGUUAAUUUGGGCAUUUGUUCUGAGGAAUAGCUACUCAAUUACUUUGGUUAUAGUGUUUUGGAUUAGUCUCUUUACAGCAAACAUUAUACACACUCUGUUAUUGGUGACCACAAUCUUAUUCAUAGUGAGACACGAGAACAAAAAUAGAUCUAAUUCCCAACAUUCAUUCAGACACAGAAAUUGGAUAUGGAUGGUUGUGAUAAUCAAUAUCAUCAUAUUGCUCAAAUAUGUGUAUAUGUUGGAGAUGGUAGUAUUCGGUGACUUUGGUUACAACAUAAUUGAGUUGUUUGGAUUUUAGUUUGAAUACAAUUUGCCAUUUAAUUUAGGGUUCAACGACAAGGAUUUUGGAUCUUUAAGUGUAUUUUGGAUGCUGGAUUGUUUUGUAGUUCUCCAAUAUGAGACAUAUAAAAGUACUACCUAUAAACAAUUGCAGGAGAACUAUCAAAAGAUGAUUUCCAAAAUUGGAAUAUUUUCAUCGGUAAGAUAGUUGUACAAUGUAUUGUAUAUCAAAUUUAUUUUAUGGAUCUGCUAUUGGAUUUCAUUAUUGAUACUCACCUUCUAAUCCUUCAAUAUUAUAAAUCUAUUUCAGAUUCUACUAUUACUUUAUAUCAUCAAGACUCACAUAUCAGGAAUGAUAAAUAAGGAUAUUCAAUUCAGAAAGAUUCAAAUUUGUUGGAGUAUCUUCCUGAUGCAAGUUGGAUUUGCCACAUUAUUUCGAUAUUUAUUUGACUUCUCUUGCUUACAAUUAUUAUAAUCUCAGUUGAGAAAGAUAACCAUUUAUGAAUACAUGUACACUCACCAAGGUUUCAUUGGAUUAAGUAAACGAGUACCAUUUUUGAUCUUUCCCAAUCUUGUGUUAGACAUUGCAGUAUUAUGUUUGGGAUAUUUGGGGUAAGACUAUUUGCAAUAGAUGAUAUCGAUCAAUGAUCUAACAGUCCAUGUUCAGAGAUCACACAAGCAUACGAAUGAGCAUAAUGAAAUUGAGUUGGAGGAUCUCAGCAAAAGUCUCAAGGAGAAUCUGAUCAAUUCAAACAAUGAUUCUUAGAUGGAGGAUAGACAAUCCAUAGCGGCCAAUUUCGCUUUUGAUUUCACCUUACAAUUUCCGUUUUUAAAUGUGAUAUAUAAGUAUGUGAGUUUAUUGUUACCAAUUAUUAUCUACAUCGUUAUUGUUAUAACAUCAAUCAAAUACAAGAUAUCAUGUAGUAUGCUAGUCUAUUUACUAAUCAUGUUUUAUUACAUCUACAAAACAAGAUCGUAUUUUAUUGAGCAAUUUCAGAACCAUCAAAUCACAAGCAAACUCAAUGAAAAAAUCAUAAGAUGGAAAUACAUUUUCAUAAAUAAAGUAGAGAAGGAAGGAAUGCGAGUUAGGAUGGAAGACUCUCUAACAUCAAAAUACAAUACCAAUCUUAUUUUAACUAUUGCCAUGAUUACCAAAGACAUAAAAAUAAAGUCAUUUGAAUACAAAAAGGCUUGUUGGGUUGGCACUCUCAUGUUUAGUAUGCUAUUCCUAUUAAUUACUUACUUAUCGCAAUCCUUGAAAUAUUUUGAGGAUUACAUUGACUUAAAGACAAUGGUAAACAUUAAGUACAUCUUGUUUGCCUUUGGAACCUACAACGAUUACCAAAGGGAUGAUUUUAUAGUCAAAGACAUCUAUCCAUAUUUAAUCGCCUUGAUAAUAGUGAUCAUAGACGUGAAGGCUUCAGACUUUCUCACUUCGAUUGACAAUGAUGAUUAACAUCAAGAAUAGAUUACUAAAUCUAUUUAAUAGACUGAAUAAUAUCGAGUCUCUGAGAGAGAGUCCCUUUAAAAUUCUGCCUCCUAUUUGAUUGAUAAUUUCUAUUACAACAAAUUUCAAUUGUUAAAGCUGAACUUCCAAAAGGGAGCUAUUCAUUCUUCAGAGAGAAUGUACAUGAUCAUCCUAUUCUUUUUGGCUGCUAUUUCUGAAGGUAUAUUCAGCAUCAUUUACAUCCUAUUGUUUGCACUUGUGUUCUACUCGUCAACCAACUCAAAGUCUACUAUCAACAAAGUGAGUGUAUUAGUGGUGAUCUUCCAAUACGUUAGUUAUCUGAUAACAUUAUCUUAAGGCUCAUCCCCAAGAAUCCUGCCUGAGGAAUUCAAUCAAACAGAAUAUCUCAUUUUCAACUUCUCAAAUACAGAUUUGCUAGAUAAAUGGGGGUUGUCUGGCAAAGGAAGGAGCAAGGGAACCUUUAUUUUUAAUUGCAUCAUCAUAUUUGCCAUUUGGCUCUUUUAUUACUUUUAGGAAGUGCUAAGCAUCAAGAUGAUCUUGUUCAUUGAUCAAUGCUACAUUAAUAUGAAGUUAAGGAAAAAGGAAAAGCACAUCUCCUCUAAAUUUUACAUCAUCAUCAAACGACUCUACAUCAUUGGCAUAGUGUAUUUCAUCUUAUUGGUGCAACUCUCAGUGUUAUGCUAUUAUUUAUUUGUAAUCUACUCGACCAGAAUCUUGAAGACCAUCAAUUUGGCCAUGUUUCUAUUCACAAUAUUGUCAUUGUAUGUAAUUGAAAUACAGUUGAAGAUUCCAAAGAAAUAGACUGAAAAAAGAACUGACAUAUACAAGAGAAUAAUAUUUGUUCAAGAAGGAGCCAUCCUCAUUAUAUUUACUAUCUUGUUUGCACAGAAACUGUUCAAGGAUGAAAAUAAUACAACAAGCAACAUCUCAAUAGUAGAGAUUUUGAUAUUUUAUUUGUUGCAAUUGGGCAAGGAUCUCUUGGAAUCUGAGUAAUAUGAGAAGAUAUCGAAGGAUUUCUAUGAUAAUCUUGACACUAGAUCUGAGGCUGUUGGAUUGGCUAUGAGUUUUGAAGCCAAUAACAGAAAGUUGAUGAAACUGAUUGAGAGAUACAAGGAUAGAAAUGACUUAAAGGAGAGAAUAGAUACCAUCACUAAGAUGAUAAAUGAAUUCAAUCAGGACAAUCGCCAAAUUGAUUGUUAAGUCAUUAACAUACAGGAUCAAUACAAUCCUAUGGCUGAACCUUUGAAACUUACAAUUUACAAAUGGAUCGAAUCUCAUAGAAAUCGUUUCCUCUUUGAACCUACACUGUAGAUUUUCCACUUCAUUGCUUGUUCCAAUUUGCAAGUGUUGGAAAUUGCAGAACAUGAAAUUUAAUACAUCUAGAAUCAGGAUUUCGAAGCUGUGAUUUCUUAUUUGCAAAGUUUCUAUAAGGAGGCCACAAAGUACAUCUCACCUACCUUAAGCAAAGAGAGUUUCAUGCAGUAGUUCUUACAAAAUAAGAGGAAUGUUGGAUUCAGUUAAAAUAAUGAGAUAAGGUAGAUUAAGAAGGAUUGGCAAAAUCUAAAGGAGAAGAUCUCAGAACAUGCUUCAUCAAACAAUUUAACCAGAGAGGAUAUUUCACAAUACAUCAACUAAUACGAUUGGAAGAGAUUUCUGCUAGUCAUUGGACAAUUCAUAUUUUCUUUCUGGCAUUUCAUUUGUUUCAUAUUGUUGAUUACCUAUUACUUUCUAAAUCAUGGUUUCUUUACCAUAAUAAUGCCAUUAUUGGUUUUUGCUUACGGAGCAAUCGAAGAAUAACAGCCAGAUAAAUUAAUGUGGAUAUUCCCCUUCAUCUAUUUGAACUUCCUUUGUGCCUUGGAGAAGUUGGAUGAUCUAACUCCAUUUCUGCAAGACAACACCUUUUUGGUGUUUUUAUUUGGUGAGAACUCAGUCGUCUUUCAAUUCAUAACAAUCGUAGCUAUCAUAAUACAAGUGAACAUUAUGAAGAAUAUUGGUCUCUAUGAGAAAUUCAUAAAUCAAUAUGAGACUAUUUAUGGCAGCAUCUUAAGACAUCUGUGUAAUGGCACUUUGAAUUUGGAAGAUGGGAUCAAGAGACCCAAAUAAUAAAAAAUAGUGAGAUCUAAAAGUUAAGAGAGAUUCUAAUGUUUGAAUACAGCAUUAUAAGCAUAACGAGUGUCAAUAUAGAUGAAUCAGACGUUUACAGUUUUGCAAAAAUUGGAAGAUGAUCUAAUAGAUUACCUAACCAGAAUCAAACUAAUAAAGCCUAACUUUUUCUUUAGAGCUUUCAGCAAUAUGAAACCUGGAAAGGAUGUGUAUCCAUUCAUGGCUGGCAUUCAAAUUAUAUUGGCUAUCUACAUAUUUUUGUUCUACGAUUAGAUGAAGUCUAUGGAUUCACCUUCUAUUUCAGAACUCUUGAAGUAUAGUCAAUUUUCUGGUCACAUGGUUGUUGCCUUGCUCUUUCAAAUUCUCUGCAUUUUGAUCGACAGAUACAUACUGCAAUACAAACCUAAAUCUGCCCAAUAUAGUAUAAUCGACGUAUUUUUCAGGAGUGGAAACAACUAUAAUUAGAAUUAGAAUUAGAAUUAGAACUAGAACUAGAACUAGAACUAGAACCAAGUAAUGAUCUAGCAAUUCAACCAAUUUAAAGAGCAAAUGGAACCAGAGGAAGUCAAACAAAUUGAAAUUCAAAUGAGACAAACAGUUGGAGGAGUAGGAUAAAGAUCAGAAGAGGUUAAUCCUCCAAUCUUCAGAAGAGGUAGAUCGUUAUCCUUUGCAGAAAAGAAACAAAUAGAAUAGAAACAAGUGGAAUAAGUUGCUUUGAGAUACAAGUACUAUUUUUAGGUAGUGUUACUGAUUAGAUAGAGCACUUGCAAUGUAGCUGGAGAAUGUUAAUACAUCACUUACAAUAUAUUUAUGAUCCUCUUCUAUAUGUUGAUUUGUUUGUACUUCUUUUUGUCUUCCAUUCAGAUUAAAUAUGGGAUCAAUGAUCAAAUAGCAUAAAACACACUGAUGAAAGGGUACAAGUUCCACAAUUUUGUUAUUUUUAAGGUGUAUAAAUUGAUGCCCUUUUUGUUUGAAUUGCGAACCAUUUGCGAUUGGGCAUUUUCAGAAACGUCAUUAACAUUAUUUCAAUGGAUUAAACUUGAGGAGAUACAUUCCCUACUGUACUCGGCCAAAUGUAAUUCCUAUUUCUUCUCUAACAAAAAGGUUGGGGCCAAGAUUGCAUUUCACACUAAAUUUUCAUUAGGAUUCUUGGUAAUCAUAGUGUUAUUGGCGUUGUUGUUUGGUCCAAUCUUUUUGUACUCUCCAUUGAACCCAACAUUUUAGAAUGACAAUCUCAUUGGAGCUAACAUCGAAGUGGGUUUGAAGAUUAACAAAACAAACUACUUUACAUUGUUUGUGAAUUCACACGUGAGUGAUAUCCAUUAGAUUAGUGAAUUCGAAUGGAAUGCUAAAAACUUAUCUUAAUACAAAUUCUUAAAUAAUAUUGACAAGGAGUCUCUCUAGAUAGUUAAAUUGACUCAUUUUUCAGACACUUAUUGGGACAUCAGCUAUCCUAGUUUGUAUUCAUUAUCUGAGAAUCUGAAGAAUGUUAUUGACAAGAAAGGGGCAUCCACCUUCAAUUUAAUACAAACUUAUAGGUUUAUGAGACAGUACACAGAUUAGACUUCUCAGUUCGUGAGUGAUAAUUAUGAGUUGAAUAUCAACGCCUUGAAAUAGAUAUACGAAUCGAUAGUGAGUUGUUAGGAGAAUAAAUAAAUGAGUAAUCCCAUUCAGUUGUAGAAAUUUUAUCAUGACUUCAUAAGAAUAGAUAAGAAUAAGGAUAUAUCCAUAUUGGAUGAGGGAUUGAUGAAUUCAGUAAUGAUACAAUUGAAUUGUACAGCUAAUGAUCAGUUUUGGUGGUCAAUAUACUCAGAUUACAAGUAGUCAGUAGGGAUUAAGUUCUACAUAGUGAGUGACAAGUAUUCGAGUGCUUUGUUGGGGUACUCAAUCCUUGGGUUUUACAUAACGAUAGUGUACGUGGCUGGGAAGAUGGCAAGAGGAAUAAUGUCUGGGGGAAUAGAUUUGAUAAUGUUGUAGGACAUGCCUUAUCCGGAUAAUUUGUUGAAGAUCUGCGAGGCUAUAAUAAUGGCGAGAGUGGAGAAGGAUCUGAUACAGGAGGAGUUGCUGUACUUCUAGUUGAUAGAUGUAAUACGGUCGCCGUAGUUGAUGCGGAAUAUAUCUGGAAGUUUUGUGGCGUAGAGAUUGCAGAGAUUGGAGAUAGACAAACAGUUGUAGAAAUAGAAAUAGAGAUGA